AUACUUCUAAUUCACAAAUUUCAACAAUAGAUACUUCUAGUUUACAAACUUCAACAAUAGAUACUUCUAGUUUACAAACUUCAACAAUAGAUAUUUCUAGUUCGCAAACUUCAACAAUUACAUAUCCAAAAAACUUAAAUAAAAACAAAACCAAGUCUCAUCAAUUUUCUGAA
This is a messenger RNA of Acaulospora morrowiae, 173 nucleotides long. The record is from the annotation of a GenBank genome assembly. Lineage: Eukaryota; Fungi; Glomeromycota; Glomeromycetes; Diversisporales; Acaulosporaceae.